This is a messenger RNA of Macrosteles quadrilineatus (aster leafhopper), 1014 nucleotides long. RefSeq names its product glycerol-3-phosphate phosphatase-like. The record is from RefSeq and is a predicted model, not a curated record. The transcript has 6 exons. Lineage: Eukaryota; Metazoa; Arthropoda; Insecta; Hemiptera; Cicadellidae. Gene Ontology annotation, cellular component: cytoplasm. Bases 30 to 947 code for a protein of 305 amino acids. Gene Ontology annotation, molecular function: phosphatase activity.
CAUUACAGUUUGCCACUCAUCAAGUUCUGAUGGCUCUACAAGCUCUACAAGAAUUGCCCGAAGAUGAAUUCAAAUUGUUUCUUGAUUCUAUUGAUACCAUCAUAACUGAUUGUGAUUGUGUUUUAUGGUUGGAUGACGUAGGACUACCGGGAUCUGCGGAUGUGAUCAAUCAGCUCAAACAGUUAGGCAAAAACAUCUUCUAUAUGACAAACAACAGCACCAAGACUAGAGACCAAUUUGUGGAGAAAUGCCAACAAUUGGGUUUCAACGCUAACAAGGAGGAGAUAAUUAGUACAGCUUACUUAUCAGCACUGUACCUUCAUCAGCUGGACUUUAAACAGAAAGUUUACAUUGUUGGACCUCCAGCGAUAACAGAGGAACUAGAAACUUUUGGAAUAGAGAGUUUUGGACAUGGGCCUGAUUUAAUGGUAAGUGAUGUCAGAACAUUUAAAAAUUCCAUGAAAUUGGAGAAAAAUGUCGCAGCUGUGAUAGUGGGUUAUGACGAACAUAUAUCUUACCCUAAAGUUUCAAAAGCUUUUGCGUACCUUCAGGAUGAAAACUGCUUGUUUAUUGCCACUAACAAUGAUCCUACAAAAAAGACAAAAAACCCAAAACUGAAAUUACCAGGUGCAGGAUGUAUGGUGGAAUUGUUGAGAACAAGCACAAUGAGAGAGCCCACCUACAUGGGGAAGCCUGAUGUAUAUAUGCAGAAAACCAUCCUUAGCAACCCCAAAAUAAAUCCCCACAGGACUCUUAUGAUCGGAGAUAAGCCCAGUACUGAUAUUCUACUGGGGAAGAGGUGUGGGUUCAGGACCUUGAUGGUCCUCACAGGAUCCACAACCUUACAGCAAGUUCAGAGGUGGAAAGAGACUUCAGAUCCUAACACACAACAUAUGAUUCCUGACUUUUACAUUCCUUCAUUGGGUGAACUCCUGCCUCGGCUAUGAACAUUUCCGACUAAGAAGAACACAGUAUUGUAGAACAACAUGAUUAAAGAUAUAAUUUUGUAAAAUA